Molecule: messenger RNA, 6306 nt
Organism: Meleagris gallopavo (turkey)
Lineage: Eukaryota; Metazoa; Chordata; Aves; Galliformes; Phasianidae
Source: RefSeq, a predicted model, not a curated record
UGGCAGCAUCUUUCUUGCAGGCCCAAAGACAACGAUGGAGUGCCAGAAAUUCAUCAAGUUUGGGAACCAGCUUCUUCGCCGGAAAAAUGUGGACUGCACUCGAGAAGAGAGCCGGCUCUCACGGUGCCUCAACACCUUUGACUUGGUGGCCCUGGGUGUGGGCAGCACUCUGGGGGCAGGCGUCUAUGUACUGGCUGGGGCUGUGGCACGAGUGAACGCGGGACCUGCCAUUGUCAUCUCCUUCUUGAUCGCUGCCUUGGCUUCUGUGCUGGCUGGACUCUGCUAUGGAGAAUUUGGUGCUCGCGUUCCUAAGACGGGAUCAGCUUAUCUGUACAGCUAUGUGACUGUUGGCGAGCUGUGGGCCUUCAUUACGGGCUGGAAUUUAAUCCUUUCCUAUGUUAUCGGAACCUCCAGUGUGGCCAGAGCCUGGAGCGCCACGUUUGAUGAAAUCAUAGGUGGGCACAUUGAAGACUUUUGUAAAAGAUACAUGACAAUGAACGCUCCAGGAGUGCUGGCAAAAUACCCAGACAUCUUCGCUGUGGUGAUAAUCAUCAUCUUAACAGGGCUUUUAACUUUUGGUGUGAAGGAAUCUGCCCUGGUGAACAAAGUGUUCACCUGCAUCAACAUCCUCGUCAUUGGCUUCGUCGUGGUCUCUGGCUUUGUGAAAGGAUCUGUUAAAAACUGGCACUUGACUGAACAGGACAUUUACAAUACCAGCCACGGCACUCAUGGAGACAAUCAAACACAGGGAGAAAAGCUCUAUGGUGUUGGAGGGUUUAUGCCCUAUGGAUUGAAAGGAGUCCUCUCAGGGGCAGCCACAUGUUUUUAUGCUUUCGUGGGAUUUGACUGUAUUGCUACAACAGGUGAGGAGGUGAAAAACCCUCAGAAGGCCAUUCCUAUUGGCAUUGUGGCAUCUCUGCUCAUCUGCUUUGUGGCUUAUUUUGGUGUGUCAGCUGCCCUGACACUCAUGAUGCCUUACUACCAGCUGGAUACCAACAGCCCAUUACCCAAUGCCUUUAAGUAUGUAGGUUGGGAUGGAGCCAAUUAUGCAGUGGCAGUUGGUUCCCUAUGUGCACUUUCUACGAGUCUCCUUGGCUCCAUGUUUCCAAUGCCUCGAAUAAUUUAUGCCAUGGCAGAAGAUGGACUUCUCUUUAAAUUUUUGGCGAAAGUCAAUGAGAAGAGGAAAACUCCAAUAAUUGCAACAGUGACAUCAGGAGCCGUUGCAGCUAUUAUGGCCUUUCUCUUCGACUUGAAAGACCUUGUGGAUCUCAUGUCUAUUGGGACCCUCCUGGCUUACUCGUUGGUGGCAGCCUGCGUAUUGGUAUUGAGGUAUCAGCCAGAGCAGCCUAAUUUGGCGUAUCAGAUGGCUCGAACAACAGAGGAGACAGAUAACAACGAAUCUGUGAGCACGAGUGAGUCUCAGACAGGAUUUCUGCCAGAGGAAGAGGAGAAAUGUUCCUUCAAAGCCAUACUGUGUCCCCCAAAUUCAGACCCUUCCAAGUUCUCUGGCUUGGUAGUGAACAUCUCCACCUGCAUCAUUGGUUUCCUUAUCGUGGGCAGCUGUGUCUUGACUGCCCUCGAGCCAAGCAUGCUGAUAAAGGCAGUAUGGAUUAUUGCUGCAAUUCUUGUUCUCAUUAUCAGCUUCAUUGUAUGGAAACAGCCUGAAAGCAAAACUAAGCUUUCCUUUAAGGUACCUCUUCUGCCCCUUCUUCCUAUCGUGAGUAUUUUUGUGAAUGUUUACCUCAUGAUGCAGCUAGACCUAGGCACGUGGAUAAGGUUUGCAGUCUGGAUGCUCAUAGGCUUUAUCAUCUACUUUUCCUACGGAAUAUGGCACAGUGUGGAAGCUGCUUAUGCAGCAUCAGCAGACACGGAGCGAAGCAUGGACACUGCCUCAGACAGCUGCAAAUGACCACGUGUGUAGCUCAUGGGCAACCGGGGACCGCUGCAGCGAAGGCAGCUGUGCCAUGGGGCUCCUGAAGUGUUGCAUAUGGUUAAUCAGUACUGCAGCAAGAAAGAAGCACAGUGUGGGAAUCCCCAGGCCUGUUGCUGCAGCUUGCAGUUUGCUUAGUCGCGCAGUUAUAAGGGAUCACAAGGAAAAAAAGCUGCUCCCAGCAAUGCUGUUAGCUGGUCUGGGGCCAUGCACUCUCCCUCCUCCCUCCUGUUGUUUUGUUUUGUUUUUCAAUGUCUAGAAAGAAAACUGCUUCUGUGUGCCAGUUAACCUGAAAUGCUGCUAUGAAACCAGGCCUCACAGAGGUGGUUCUUUCAGUAGCCCUGAGAAUGACCUCCCCACAGAUAUUCUACCUGAUACAUACAGAGCACAUCUGCAGUGUUAUUGUCAUGCUCAGACCAGACACUUCCUUCACCUGAUGUGAGCUGUACCACCUAUGUACAUACAAAGAAAAGGCUCUCGGCAAACGUGAGCUUUCACCUGGUUAAGAAAGCACCUGCAAGAUUUAUGUUCUUCAGAGCAUCAGGUUUCAUAGUUUUUAUUGCAUUUAACUUUUAACUCGGCAUUCAUGUACUUUAAAACACACAGCCACUGUGAAAUGUUGGGAGGUUUAUUGUCAGGUGAAUGGUCGUUUGGCAAAUGGAUGUUUCUGCUAACUUUAGACUCAGCAGAGGGAUUUGGGGUUUAGUCAUAGAAAUAUCUGGUGCAAGUACUUGAAUGUCUUUAAUGGCACAGGUGUCUCCAAAGAGCCUUCUACCUCUUCACAUCAGAGCUGACCAGCAGUGGGGCUGAACUGGUGGGGUGGCAGAAGUGCUCUUCAGCCCAGCUCUGAAAAUGUGGUUGGUUGGAAGUUAGAGGAGCUCCCUCGGUGUGGGCUGUGUGAAUAGUAGAGUAAAGCAUUUGGCUGUGAGCAUUUGGCAUCAGGGUGAAGCAUGUUUCUUUCCCUGGAAGGAGGAACACAGGAAGAGUCUCAAGGGAUUGAACUUCAUUUGUGAGCAGCACUUGAGUCUGUGCCUCGUGCCUGGUGGGGCAUGAGGAUGUUGUAGGGUCUUCUCCUUCCCAGUGGUCCCAUCAGAGCAGGGGGCAACACAGCCACUCGCUAGGGGCUGGCUUGCUGAGAGUUUACCUUGCAGGCUGCUCAGCUGCUUAACACAGGGCUGAGCAGGCCUGUAAAUGUGCUGAGCCCCUGUUCCUGAGUGCUGCCCACCCACCCUGUGCAGCAGCGUGUGCUCUUGCUCCAAGACGUCCUCCUGUGCGGCCAGAGAUGCUUGUGCUGCCUGCACAGCAUGUCCUGGGCCAUGGGAAUUCUCCAUCUUUGGAGGUGUUGGGAAUGAGGUUGGAUGCUGCUUUGAGCAAACAGAUCUGGUGCAAGAUGUCCCUGCCCAGCCCAAGCCAUUCUAUAAUUCUGUGAAGUUCAGAGGUGAGACCAAAGUCUGUGUUGAGUUGGCAACACAGACGUGGCCUUGGCUUUGCUGAAAGACAGUUUCAAAAAAGAUUCUCUCAAAUAUCUCCCCAGCCAAAUUCCCUGCCCUAAAAAAGGCUUAUGGAAGCAUUCAAAAGGUGGGCUGUGCCCACGCAACACCAUUUUUAAAAUGUGCUGAAUAACAAAUCCCAAACAGAUACUGCAGAAAUCCUCUCUCCUAACCUGCGUAGGGGCUGCUCCACACUGCUGCCUCCAGCACCUGGAGCGGUUGGUCUGUUGGCCAUCGUAACUCCUGCUGCCGAGGGGAUGGGCACCCAUCCCCAUCGUACUAGUGUGGACUGAGGAACAGGCUCCGGAUGGCUUAACCAGUGACUCAGCAGGAAGCUGGUGCAGCAGAAGGGGGAACCGGACAAUCUCCCUCAGUCAUAUUAUGAUGGGUCGUGUCUUGCAGCUUUCCAGCACAGCCUUUCUGCCUGCUAGGAGUUCCAGUCUUGGCCUUCUGGCAAACUGGGAAGCUCUUCUCAGGGCUGGAGCUGGGUGGAGGGAAUGUGCUCUGGGUGUAUUUUCAGGGUGCUUUCAGGCUGGCAGAUGGCCUCGACUGUCUGCCAGUCCUCUUUUCCUUGCACAUAUAUGAAGUCUUACUCAAGCAGGGUGAGAAGAGUAUCAAAAUUAAAACCCAGGAGGUUGAGGUCUGUUUUGAUUUAAGCAUGGGCAAAAACCCAGUGUGUGCCAUAACCUCCUGGAAAGCACUGAGGAUGUGAGAGGAUGGGGAAAAAAUGAAAAAUGGAAACUCAGAGGGUGUGGAAGUUUCCCACUGUACCAAAAAUGUAAGGACCUUUUGCUUUGCCUUGGGUACCAACUCUGAGCAAUUUAGACGUUCAGCAUUGACUAUAUGAGGCUGAAUUCUGAUGGAAAUAUAUUUCCAAAGAAAAUUACCUAAAAAUAUGCAGAUUUCUUGCUGUAUUUUUUUUUUUUAUAAAUGUUAACUUAUUUUUUGUUGUCUUCUUAGGGAUCUGUUCUGGUAUUUAUAUCCCAUAAUUUUAUUUCAGCUUUUGUGGCGUAUAAUAUCAGCACUUGGGAGAAAGUCUGGAUCGGGUUCGUUUUCCUGUCAUUUCCUUUUCUCCCAGAAGGUUUCAUAGGAAAAUCCUUCUGUUUCGCCACGCUCUGUGUUCCAGUGUUCCAAUGUGCCAUGGCCUGUGCCAGCCCUGGGGAAGCCCCCGUGCCAGGCUGUGCGUAGGGACGCAAUGACUUGGUCACUGCUGCCUGCUCCGCCCUGCCCUCACUGCUGCAUCCCCGCCCCGCUUGGAAUUGCAAGCUGCAAGGUAGAAAUUUGGCUGCCUGUUUCUGGGGUGAUAUUUUCAAAUGGGUGAUUUUUAUUUUUUUUUAAAUUUUCUUUUUUUUUUUUUUUUUUUUUGAUCUCUGCGUCCCUGCUGAUGUCUGCAUGUCCCAUAGGUCACUCCAGGUACCUCUGGGGACACGCAACUGCUGCUAUCACCUCGCUCUUGUGAACAAGAUGCCUCUCUUGCAUCGAGCUCAUCUUUGUAAAUAGUUCAGCAAUUAUUUUACUUUAUUAUUAUAUUUUGUACAGAUGCAUUUUGCUAGAUGGAGGGGUGGGAACAGAGAAGUGCUGCCUUUGCUCGAUGCCAGAGCAGAUCCUUUUGUGUCAGUGCGAUGACUGUGCCCAUGGGGUGGCCUCAUUUGGGGUGACCAAUGUGGAGAGGAGCUCACUGGAGAGGAGCCACCAGCAUGUGGCCAGGCAGCCUUUCUCAAAGGCUGUUACAGCAGCGCCUUUCUCACCACUAAGGCAAUUUGGUGUAAAAAUCAUAGAGUCAUGACUAGCUUUUGCAUACUUCCUUACAAACAUCAUUCCUUGGUUGCUGAAAAUCGUUGCCGGGUGAGUUCUGGCUUCAUUUCCUAUUUUUCUCAUCCCUCGGGGUGCAGUUCACCAUCCUCUUGCAUGGCUGUGUGGGAGUCACCCGGCCCUGGUAUGGGACAGGGAGCAGAGCCUCGAGCCUCGUGGGUGUGUAAGGGCAGGGUUUUGCAAGGGGGGGCUCAGAACGUAGGCACUCAGCAGCGCUCCCCCUAGGCCAAACCAAACCCCCGUGGCAGUGGGCAGUGCUGCAGGCUCCUUCCAUUCCUAUUGACUUGGAGACAAAGCACUGUUAGGAGGAAUCAUAUUUUGUAAGAUCAACUCUUUAGUGGUGCUGUUUUAAUCAGUUCCACCGGGAUCUCUCAAAUUGCUCCUAGCAGAAUUUGCACCCCCAGGAAACCACCCACAACUGAGCACUGCUACCAUCUGCCCAAGUGAUGGCAGCGGCGCUGGGUCCCACAGCAGAAGGCCGCCCUGCACGCCUGCAUCUCCACCCCAUCCCUGCUCAUGGGCCCGUUCCCUCUCUGUGUCUGAGCCCCCAGCCCGGCAGGGCAUGGAGGGCAGCACCUCCUGGGAUGCUCUCAGGGAAUUUGCCCCCAGGCUGAGCCGUACCCUCAAGUGCUCCACUGAGCAGUGGUGAGCGCGGCCAGCAAAGCGACUUUACGGACUGAAGCCAUGGAAGUCUGUAUAGUGUUUAUUUUUUAAUUAUUAAAGUGUAUAUACCUUUGUGUUGACGGUCUAUUUUCCUAAUGGUUUCUCAGAGUUUCUUACAGGCGUGUUAAAUAGUUUUGAUGCUUGUUCUGCGAACAGAUGUAUUUUUUAUCUUUUUUACCUUUCUUUCGGUUGGAUUUCUUUUUUCCGUGUCCGUGCAGCGCUUGAAGCCUUACGUUUUGAAAUGUGAACCUUGCCCUCCCGGCGCGUGUGCACAGCUCCCUUUUGUCCAGGUGCCACUGUAAAUACUUCACCACCAAAUGAAGCUUUUGGCAGUUCACUUCUCGUUAAGUGGUACAGCAUUAAAGCAUUUUUCUCAGUACUCGAAUAAACCGUGCCUGUUGUUUGCCCUUA